Messenger RNA from Octopus bimaculoides (California two-spot octopus), 11479 nucleotides. Its product is annotated as sortilin-related receptor. Gene Ontology annotation, molecular function: protein binding. Gene Ontology annotation, cellular component: membrane; Golgi apparatus. NCBI's taxonomy places the organism in Eukaryota, Metazoa, Mollusca, Cephalopoda, Octopoda, Octopodidae. The record is from RefSeq and is a predicted model, not a curated record. Gene Ontology annotation, biological process: post-Golgi vesicle-mediated transport.
UUGAGUAGUGCUUCGCCUAUUAACCUUCGCCGAUUAACAUGGCGAACAUGUUUGCGUACAGGUGGUCUUGGCUGCCUCUUAGCCUGUUAUUUUAUUUGGAUUUAUCCCUUUUUCUUACUGCCCAGGCGAGACGAUUCGGUUCAAAUUCUAAGACCAUUCAUCUGCCAGAAACAGGGUCAGAUUUAUACAAUGUUGAUGAUAGAACUCGUAUAUUGAAAGUGGACCCGAAUUUCGACAAGAAUCGAGCGAUGUCUAUGCUCUCACCAGACGAGACAUUUAAUAACGAUAAUGUUGGUGAUAAUAAAAUACGAAAGAAGCGUGAAGCGUCGUCGCCUUUUCUUACUAACAUGACUACAGAGGCACACCUGAAAGACAGCCAUCAGCUCAUGGUUGUGCACUGGGCAGGUAAAAAUAGCAGAGUGAUUGUAGCCUUAACUAAAGACUCCAAACCAACAGCCAAAGCAUCUUCCAGCAAUGUAUUCAUAUCAUAUAAUUAUGGCAAAGACUUUGAAAAUGUUAGCUACAAGUUGACAUCAGACAACAAUGUGUCAGCUAUUCACCAGUUUCAUAAUCACCCACGACAGAACAGCCAUUAUGUAUUUGUGGAUAUAACUUAUAACGUCACAUUUUUCACACGAGACUAUGGAAAGGCUUUCAUUAAGCAUCCUGUACCUUUUUGCCCCAGAGUAUUGGCCUUUCAUUCUUCGAAUCCAGAAAUACUUCUUGGCAUGGAUGAUGAUGAUUCACAGAGAAAAUUAUAUUUAACAAAGAAUUUUGGAGAUUCUUGGACUCUAGUGCAAGAAAAUGUGAAAGCCUUCUUUUGGGGUCAAGGGAAAUAUGAUAAUCCCAACAAUAUCUACGUGGAACGAAUAGAACCCAAUGGCCACAGUACUGUUGUCCUUUCAACAAACUUUUUCUUAGGAAGUCAACUGGCCCUUAUAUCAGGAGUUGAAGAUUUUGAGAUCAAGGACAACUACAUGUUUGCAACAAAGAAAAUUCGUUAUUUUGGAUCAUCUCAUCCUUUUCAUCUCCAAUUAUGGGUUUCUCGCAAUGGUGGUGAAUUCAGACUGGCCCAGUUCUGGCCUCAAAUGAACAAUAUGGACUACUACAUAGCUGAUGCUUCUGAAGACCAAGUUUUUGUGUGUGUUAACCAUCAUAAUUAUCUGAGCAAUCUAUUUGUUUCUGAUGUCAAUGGGAUCAAGUUCUCUUUAUCCCUUGAAAGAAUUAUAUACUUCAAGCCUAAAGGUCCAAAUAAAGACACAUGGCUAAGUGUUUAUGCAGAUAAAUCAUUUGCUGAUAUUCACAAAGUGAAAGGUGUACGUGGUGUUUAUAUUGCUUCACAGUUCAUGAACAACUCCUUUAAUGUUGAUAACCAAAUUAGCUUGAUAACAUUUAAUAAAGGGGGCACAUGGCGUCCUCUGUUGGCUCCUGAAAAAACCAGAGACGGAACAGUUUUAAACUGCUCUGUUUCAUUUUACACUCACUGGUUUAGAAAGAAGUGGCUUCAUUGUUCUUUGCAUGUAAGCCAAGAACUUGAACAUCUUUAUCCCAAUAGUCAUUCCCAGCCAAUCCUCUCAAGAGAAUCAGCACCAGGACUUAUAAUUGCUGCUGGUACUGUUGGUAGUCGUAUCAAACAGUAUAACCAAAAUGUAUUCCUGUCAGUAGAUGCUGGCCUUACUUGGCAUGAGAUCUUACUGGACAAGCAUUAUUUCAUCUUUGGGGACCAUGGUGGACUUAUUGUUGCCAUUAAGCAGUCUGCACUUACAGACACAAUACUUUAUUCCUGGAACAAUGGUGAAACCUGGACAUCAUUAAAAUUUACUGACCGAAAGAUUUGGGUGUAUGGUUUAUUGACUGAACCAGGUGAAAAAACCACAGUGUUUUCAAUAUUUGGAUCAUAUGCAGAAAAACACGAGUGGCUAAUUGUUCAAGUCAAUCUGAGCUCUAUCUUCAAGUCUGUUUGCAGCAAGGAAGAUUACAAACUGUGGUCUUUGUCUGAUACUCUGAAAGAAACUGAAGGAAUCAGGGGGUGUCUAUUAGGAAGAAAAGAUAUCAUUGAAAAACGUGUCCCACAUGCAAAAUGUUACAAUGGAGAAGAAUACAUACGUCCAAUAAUUACAAAGAAUUGCACUUGUACAAGGGAAGAUUUUGAAUGUGAUUAUGGCUUUAAAUUAAGAUCUCGACACAGCUUGACCUGUGAAACUGAUCCCAAUUCAGACCUUGAUAUACAUAAGAUACCAAGUCCUUGCUACCCUGGAACCUACUAUUCUUACACCAAAGGUUACCGUCGUAUUGCUGGUGAUAGCUGCAAAGGUGGAAUGGAGGCAAUAUAUGCCCCACAAAUGAAUUCUUGUCCAGUCAAAGAAAUUCCUGAAUUCCUUUUGUAUGCUCAACGCAAAAUGAUUCAUCGAUAUGAAUUUGGUUCCCAGAAAAAUGACAUCCUUGUACAAAGAGGCAUCCUUGAUGCUGUAGUUUUUGAUUUUGACAAAGAAGACAACUGCAUCUACUGGGGAGACUUGGCUUUGAACACUAUAACGAGACUCUGUUUAGAUGGAAAUCAUAGCCUUGAGGUUCUUAUUGAAAAAGAUGUUUCUGGCAUUGAAGGAAUGGCUUUUGACUGGAGUUCAGGCAAUAUCUAUUGGAUUGAUUCUGGGGCUCGCAAGCUUGAAGUGGUGCAUAAAACUGGCCGUUUCAGGAGAACACUUCUUAGAGGAGGUGAUACCCUGGAUAAACCUCGAUCAAUUACUCUUAAACCACACUACGGCUACCUCUAUUGGACAGACUGGUCAUCAACUAACCCACGUAUAGUCAAAGCCAGUAUGGACUGCCGUAACAUCACCUAUAUAGUUCAGGGCAAAGAUAAUUUGGUAUGGCCCAAUGGCAUUACUAUUGAUCACCAGAUGGGACGAUUGUACUGGACAGAUGCCUUUCUGGAUCAAAUUGUCUCUUCAGAUUUAGAUGGCAAUGACCGAAAGAUCAUAGUAAAAGGCAAUGAAAUCCCACACCCUUAUGCUAUUGUGGUAUAUAAGGAAAAUAUUUACUGGACUGAUCUCAGCAGACAAGCAUUAUUGACUGCUAACAAAAAUACUGGUUAUGGUGUGACUGCAAUGCUAACCAAUGUGACUGGUAUAACUGAUUUGAAGGUUGUCCAUCAAUUGGCCCAAAGCACUUUAAGUGCUUGUUCUUUCAAGAAUGGGAUGUGUUCACAGCUCUGUGUACCUCGACCUCAUCAUUUGCAUAUUGGACACAACAACCGAACUUGUCUCUGUCAAAACUACAUUGGACAUAUUCUAAAGCCUUCUGGAGAUGAAGACUGUUACUGUCCUCAUGGGGAAACUUACCAAAAUGGAAUUUGCAAACCAAACAACAAUACUUGUGAACCUCAUCAGUUUCAGUGUCACAACAGCCAAUGUGUCUCAGCUGCUGUGAAAUGUGACCAUGAUCCUGAUUGUGUUGAUGGCAGUGAUGAACUUAACUGUGAAUAUCAUCCAUGUUCUGAAGGUAACUUCCGUUGUCCUAACAUGCAAUGCAUUCCACACCACUGGCUCUGUAACCAUGAAAAUGACUGCAGUGAUGGCUCUGAUGAGAAAAAUUGCACCUAUCCACCUUGUUCUUCUGCUGAAUUCACUUGCAAUAAUGGCCGCUGCAUUCCUUUGAAUUGGACGUGUGACUUUGACGAUGACUGCCAUGAUUAUUCUGAUGAAGCUAAUUGUGAAGAUGAAUUUAACCAGUGUUCUGAAGGUAAUUUCCAUUGCCCUAACAUGCAGUGUAUUCCAAGACAUUGGAUCUGUGAUCAUGAAAAUGACUGUAGUGAUGGUUCUGAUGAGAAAAAUUGCACUUACCCAUCAUGUUCUCCUAAUGAAUUCACAUGUAAGAAUGGUCGUUGUAUUCUUUUGAAUUGGACAUGCGAUUUUGAUGACGAUUGCCGUGAUUAUUCUGAUGAAGUUAACUGUACAGACGUUUACAAAACUACAGCACCUGUUCCAACUACAACUAAGUCAAGUUCCUUGCCCAGAUGUAAUGGUGUAGAAUUCCAGUGUGACAAUGGCUUUUGUAUUUUUGCCAGUGAACGUUGUGAUGGCAUCAAUGACUGUGAUGAUAACUCAGAUGAAGAAAACUGUUUUCUUUCUCCUCCACCACCAAGCUGUAAAGCAGAUGAAUUUCAGUGCACUACUGACAGGAAGUGCAUCCUAACAAGGAUGCAGUGUGAUGGCCAUGUAGACUGCUCUGAUCGAAGUGAUGAAGAAUAUUGUUCAUCAGGCAAUGAACACAAAUGUGAAGGAUUUUCAUUCCGCUGCACAAAUGGUAUGUGUAUUCACAUGUCAUGGACUUGUGAUGGUGAGAAUGACUGCAAUGAUAAUUCUGAUGAAGAAAAUUGUCCAACGAUUGAAAAAUGUGGAGAAGGCAUGUUUCACUGCUUACAAUCCCCUGGUUGCAUUCCACAAAGCUCUAUUUGCAAUGGUAUCAAUGAAUGCAUUGAUCAUUCAGAUGAAAGGGAUUGUUACUACAACCACUCAACUAACGGAUUUAACAAGCCUCCAAAGAAAUGUGCUGACUAUGAGUUCUUAUGUGAACCUGAUAGUGACAGGUGUUUACCUUACUGGAAAGCAUGUGACAGUCAUAUUGAUUGUCUUAAUGGCCGGGAUGAAGAAUUUGGAAUGUGUAAAGAGGAACUGCGUGUGCCUAAUCUGUGGUAUACCAAAGUGACCAGCAACAGUGUUUUACUUUCAUGGGAAGCAACCAAACAUUUCUCCAGCAAUAUAUCCUAUAUGCCAAGUAUUGUAGAAGUGCCAUCAUAUACAUGGCUGAACCGCAGCAUCACCAGGAAAACCACCUACAACUUUACCAACCUAAAACCAGCAACUAUCUACUAUUUGUUUGUAUCUGUGAAGGUCUCCAAUGCCACCGGUAGCCGUAUCUACAGCCCUGUGCAUUUUGUUUCAGUGAAGACAAAUGAUGGCAUUCCUAGCAAACCUGUGCACUGUUCUGUCCACCAAGACGGAAAUGGAGGUCUCAUUGCCAGUUGGAAGAAACCAAAUUAUCCAAGAGGAAAGCUUAUUUACUAUCUAGUUACCAUUGAAGACACAAGCAUUGGGAACCAAUACAGUAUUGGUGUCAAAGACACUAGUCAAUCAAACUAUUCAGUAACCCUGACUUCUCAGCCCUUAAUAAAGAAUCACACUUUUAUCAUAAAGAUUCUUGCUGCAACCAGUUCGGGUGAUGGUGUAGCCUGUGAAAACAAUGUAACUUAUGACAGAGAUGGAGUGAUUAGUCCAGUUACAGGACUCACAAAGAAGUCUGAAAAUUAUCAAGUAACUCUUUCUUGGAAUCGGGUACUUAAGGCAAAAUCUUACAAAGUCAUAUACCUCGAUAUAUGGAAUGCUGAACACCGCAUUGAUGUUCAGAAGGAAACUGUAACUAUUAAUAACUUGGCUCCUGGCUGUAGUUAUUUGAUCCGGAUCCAGGGUUACAAUGAUAUAUCAGCUGGUCCCCCUGUAGAGAUAUCUGUUCACACAAAAGGUAAAGAAAUUACAACACCCAAUAUUUUGGCAGCAAUGUUGGUAAAAAAUAAUUCUUUCAAUAUCACAUGGAUUGGACCAAGCCUUGGUCAUCACCAGCGCUUUGCCAUUUUCUAUGACACAAUUCCUCGUCAUUUAGAGAAUUCUCACAUAAAAGAUGCAAGAUGGGUAGAAUACACAACAUCCCAGUUUAUGGUCUUACAGAAUUUACAGGCGUGUGAAGCUUAUAUUGUAAAAGUUGCAGUGGUAAGAUCCAAGACAAUACCUCUCAGCCAACUCAGUUCUGAAAUACUCUUUCAAACUUCAUCAGAUGACCGAGCACCACCUAAAGAAGUGCAUGUGACUGAAGGCACCAAUAAAAGUUGUAUAAAUAUCACCUGGCAGCCACCAUGCUCAGAAGAAAAAAUUAAACAGGUAUACAUCAUCUAUAUCAAUGGCUCUAACUCAGUGUCACCACUGCCACCUACAGACAAGAAAUAUCUUGCAACUGAGAUCUGUAACUUCAGACGUGGUGCCACUUAUAAUAUUUCCAUAGGUCUUAGCCAGUCUCGUCUUUCAAUACCAGUCUUAUGGCAAGUUGAACAAUACUCUGAGCCCAAUGCUGUGAAGGUGGUCGAUGAAGAUCCGGAUAAAUAUUAUUACAAAUUGAUAUGGAACAAAAUCAACAUACCAUCACAUUUGUUUACGGGCUAUCAAGUAGUCUACAAAGUUGGAGGUGAGAAAGAUUUUCAGGUGUACUGUGUUAUCAACAGUACAUCAGUCAGUUUGAAUAAACUUGCUAAAGGAUUCAUGUAUCAACUAAAAGUGCGGCUGAAUAAAAUUGACGGCUACUAUGGAAAAUUUAGUAGUGUAGCUUCCCUUGCCAUUCCUUUGACUGUGAAGGCCUCAAGUGUCAAUCUUGUUGCCAUCGUUGUACCCAUCAGUGUUGUGACUCUCAUCUUAGUCAUCUUAGGCAGUAUUCUCCUUGUUCUCUUUGUGCGACAUAAACGCCUCCAACGCAGCUUCCUUGCCUAUGCUAGUAGUCAUUAUGAUCCUCGAUCAGAACGAACAACCUUUAAUUCUGCAGAAUAUCUUGGAGAAGAUGAAGAUUCUCCAAUGAUAACUGGAUUUUCUGAUGAUGAACCGUUAGUGAUAGCAUAGAAUGGCUAUAGAAUGGAGCAGAAUAGCCAUGGUAACAAUCUGCUGCCACUGGCAGACUUACUUAGAAUGUCUGCAGAACACAUUUACUGAGCAACAAUAACAGUAUAUUAGAAUUGGCUAUCCACAUACACACACACAUAUAUAUAUAUAUAUGCAAUUACAAGCAGGCAUACAUACAUCCAUCAGUUAUAAACAAACACACACUUACACAUGUAUUCACACAGAUAUACAUUUUACACUCACUGGAGUUGGCCAUAAUUCUGAGUGUAUUUCCUAUGUGAUAUUGUUGUCCACUUGACUUGGGCUUGCUCCCUUCCUGCAGCUAAAAAAGACUCCCUCUUGGUCAAUAUGUUUACUGGCUUUUAAAUAGAUCAGUUCCACUUUUCCCUUACACACAAGCACACACACUCACCAUACAUCUAUACAUGCCAUCCUACAAACAUCAGAAUUCUUAAUUAACAGCUAUUUAACAUGCUGCUAAACUUCACUGAGAUCAUUCGACUGUUGUUAUACAUUCCUAUUACACAUUCCUUUUUAUUUUUGGAUUGGCAGAGAUGUUAGAGCAUCAUUAAGAAAUGCCUUGUGGUGUUUCUUCCAGCUCUACAUUCUGAGUUCACAUCCCAUUAAGGCCAACUUUGCUUUUCACCUCUCUGGAGUUGAUAAAAUAAAGUACCAGUCAAGCACUGGGAUUGAUGGAAUCGACAACCCCAUCCCUCAAAAUUGGUGGCCUUGUGCCUAAAUCAGAAAUCAUCAUCAUUAUUAUUAUUAUUAUUAUUAUUAUUAUUAUUAUUAUUAUUAUUAUUAUUAUUAUUAUUAUUACAUGGGGGAACAAACUGAAUAGAAACUGGAGAAAAAUGAAAGAAUAAAAAAUAACAAUGUAAAAUUACCUUCCAUUUAUAUAUUUUGUGACAAAUUUUAACAUGUUCUUGAAAUUUUUUUUUUUGGCUCCUAUGCAUGGAGAUGAAAUCUUCACUCAAAAAUUAUAAAUAUUCUAAAAAAAACAAACUUUUCAUAUAUUUAGCUUUAACUCUACAUAAAGAUAUUUCAUUUUGUUUCCCUUCAGUAAAAUCUCCACAGCCCCCAUUCCUAAAAAAACAAUGUGGUUUUUUUUUUUUACAAUUUAGCAUAUAUUACUUUUUAAUAUUUUAAUCUUUAUUUUCAUUUAUACUGUAUAGUAGUUCAUGUUUAUUUUAACUGCUUAUGUUUGACACCGUAUUCACUUCGUAGUUUGUCAAAAUAUUGAUUAACAUAUCGAAAAGAGAGAGGAAUGAAAUGAGAACCUUUAAACCACACAUGUAUAUACAUACCACUCUCUCUUUCUCUCUCAUAGAUAAAUACAUAUCAAUACAUACUUAAUAUGUAUAUAUAUACACACACACAAAAUAAACAAAACAACAUACAUACAAACACAUUUAUAGCUAAAUAAUUAUUAACACAUAAACUACAUACACAAAAAAUAAAUUUACUUUCCCUUUGAAAAUUCUCUAAAGUAAGUAUAUUCCAUACAAGAUCUUUAUUUUAUGGAAGUAAUAUAUUUCUUUUGUGAAUAUACUGAUUUGUUUCAUCCAUCUACCCAUUCCUACCAAAAUUUAUCUAAUAUCCUACGAUACUUGGGAGUGUUGUAUCAUUCCCAGUGUUCUGUUCUUGAUGAAAAUUCUUCAAAUGCCAAACAUAAACUGUUACGAAUCAGACAUUAUUUCUCGGUGAGCUGAGUUUGCCAUCCAGUUUUAAUUCCCGGUUGUAGCUAUUUCAUUUUGUUGUAAGUUGUUAAUGCCUUUGGGAAAAAGCAUCAGCUUCUCAGAACCUUGUUUCCCCUGUUUUACAAAUAAUUAUGUGAUUAGUAUGUAUGUAAGAAAUCAACAGUUGUUUCUAUUUACAUAUGUUAGUGUCUGAUGACUUAGCUUGGUCCAAAUGUAUUAAUUCCUAUUCCUGUUUUCACUACUCCUCAUUUUUCAGAAGCUAGUUUAACAGGAGAUAGACACAAUCCUACUAUUAGUUUUUCUCACCGUUCUUUUAUCUUGCCAGGGUUUUUAAAUUUCAAGUCUUAAAUGCAUUUUACUUUUAAAAGAAAUACUAAAAUAAAACAUUGCUACUUCAUAGUAAGAAUUUGUUCAAGACUCUGUGUGUACAUGUGUAUAUGUGAGUAUAUGUGUACAUACUAUCAAUAGAUUUCCCUUUAUCGCAAGCAUUUUCAAAUGAGAAUGAAUCUCUUUCAGCUAAACAAAUUAUAACACACACACUUUUUGAAAGUGAAUCUCAUCUAUUAAAUAUAUUUACAAUGAAUGAACAAGUAGAAUUGCUUAUUGUAUAACUAACAUUUCUUUAAAAGUAUUUUAUGAAGUGAUUAGAUUUUUUUUUCUUAAAUUAACAAGUUGGUGACAGUCUUUUUUAUAAUGCUUCAGGUUAUAGAACAAAGACAUUUAAUUUAUACCAAGCUGGAAAAAUUACACACACAAAUGUUCUUUAUACCUACACUCUCUAGAAUACAAUACAAUAUUGAUGUGCUCUCAACCAGAGAAGUCUGUGACAGAUUUUUCAUUGUUGUGUGUCCUUCCAAUAGAUAUAAACAUCAAUAUGUCUUAUAAUUCCAUUCCUAUAAGUCUUAGGCUUUGUAUCUUUAUGAAUUUUUUUUGCUCUCCUGAGCAAACUAACAAGCCUCAUCUUUGCUGUUUAUAAAAUAGUUUCAUCAUUCCCUAAGUUAGCCACUUCAUCAUAAAAUCCCACCCAAUCGAUGUCACUGUGGUAAAAUAUAAUUUUAAUUAAUUGCUUUUUGCAUUAUUUUUGUGUUGUAUUAUAAUAUUUUCAAUUUUGCACUUCUGUCAUUUUCUCCAGGAUCAAGGCUUGCAAGACAUUCUCUUCCAAACCUAGCUUCUGAGAUAUAUAACAAAUGUAAAAUUAUUGAUUUUUUUUUGUUUAGGACAUUUAUAAAGAAAGAAAAAAACUUGUUAAUCAUGCAUUUAUAGUAAAUACAUUUAUAAUAAACUCUCAUUAUACACUUGGAAGAAAAGGGUAAAAUAGAAUCAAAUAUACAUUGGCAUCUAUAUCUACAAAAAUUACACACAUAGAUACAUACAUAUGUCAUAUAUUAACUCACAUGUAUUCAAUUGCUUUCAGAUAUAUCUAGUAUUACACAUACCACCAUACAUUUAAGUGCUUUUUUAUUUAGAUUUAUUUUCUUUGUGUAUGUCUGUAUCUAUUUUAAUUGAGAAUAUUUGUGUGUAGUAUUUGUCAGGCUUCAUUUAUUAUUCCUACCAUUGCUAAUAAUAAUAUUUUGUCUUCUCCGUUAAAUUUGUGUAUUUCAUUUUUUACUGAAGAACAAGGGUCAUGAUGAAUCUUAAGUGUCUCCAACUAUCUGAUCAUCACUAUCAUCCUCAUCAUCAUCUUUUCAAGAUUUAUUUUGGAGCUUGUAUAUUUGACUAUCUUUUCUUUACAUUCCUGACAGUUGAAACAGAUAUUUCCUAUUCACAAAAUAUUUCCUUGAACAAUAGAUUUGUAAGCAUUUAUUGAAAAAGUGCCCGUACCUUUUUUUUUUCAAAAUAUUCUGAAUUUUGGUUCUAAAUAAUUAACCUUCCCAAUAAGGAAGCAGAUAGACUUAUGCUGGUAGAUAUUCGAAAAAUUUCCCAGUCUCUUUUCUCUCUGUCUUUCUUAUAUAAGGAUUUCUUAUGUAGCCUCAUGACCAGGGGUGGUAAGGCAAAGUCCAUCACGUUCUCUGACUGUUGAGAUUGAUGUUGCCAACAUCCAGCCUACAGGGAAACAGUAGGUAUGAAAAUAAGUGGACAGCAGAGAGGAGAGGACAGUUUGGUUCAAGUGCUCACAAUACACUGAACUCCACUCAAGGCACUCAUGGAUCUGGUGGUAAUACUAAACUAAGUAGGUUCCCAGGCAUGCCACAUUUACCAAGUAUAUAGCAAAAUGGAUUUCUUUUACUUGUUGUUAUUGACCUGUAGAGAUAGCAGGUAUCACUAGAACAUUACAAACUGUUGAGAGGAACAGCAAGAGGACUUUCCUACCUCACAUUGAUAUCAUCCUUCCCUGUUUUACUGAAGUAAAUUUUGCAUAUCCUUUUCUACAUUUUAAAGACAUUUAGCAGUUUUUGUGUUGUUAUAAGUAAACCUGAAGCAUGUCUCUAAUACGCAAUCUUCUACAUCAUCCCCUAUAAAUGCGUGACUAUGUUGAUAAAUCUGAAUACAGUGAAGUUAUUCUAAAUAAUCUUUCACAUUCUACUUACUCUGAUUGGAUUAUGGAUUUUAUGUUGCAUUUCCUUUUUCUCUCUGAAAUUAAAUACUUUAGGAAAGUGUGUACUUUUAAUAAUAAUAAUAAUUUUGCAUCUUUUAUCAUGCUACAUUGUAUGCCUAUGGUUGCAACGUAAACAGUUCUGAAUGAUAAUCUAUUAUAAAUUCCAACUAACUUAUCCUUUUGUAUCAAAAUUUUAUGCAAUAGAGACCAGUUUUCAAUUUGAUAUCUAUUCAUCAGAUUUAUCUCCCUUGAAUUAUAAUGGCCUGUUCUAAUAAAUUCAUUCAAGAAAUUUUUUCAACCUAAAUAAAACUAUGUAGCAGGAAAUCUAACUGAAUUUAGUAUUAGUACAAUAAAAUUUUCAAUUUCAAUUUUAUCGUAAUUAACAAAAUAUCUUCGCAAAUUGAAUAUUUUAUUUUGUCCUUUCCUCCAUUCAUAAGUGCACUCAUAUAUAUGAACACAUCUGCAUACAUAAACUACUUAUUUUUAACUUGUGGUCAUACCUGGUUUUGUAAUUUUAUUAUUUUGUCCAUAUAUAAAAUGUUUGCUUUUCUGAAAAGUGGAAAGGAAUAAAAAUUAUUUGUAUA